This is a messenger RNA of Osmia bicornis bicornis, 3754 nucleotides long. It is a transcript of the gene CARPA, whose product is annotated as carbonic anhydrase-related protein 10. The transcript is spliced from 9 exons. The coding region runs from base 1043 to 2086 and encodes 347 amino acids. Gene Ontology annotation, molecular function: carbonate dehydratase activity; zinc ion binding. The record is from RefSeq and is a predicted model, not a curated record. Lineage: Eukaryota; Metazoa; Arthropoda; Insecta; Hymenoptera; Megachilidae.
UGCGCAUGCGCGGCCGAUCGGCGCGCGGUCUUUCAGUUAGGGCCAGUGGUGGGGAUGAGAAACGUGCUCAUCACCCUCGAGGAGCGCCUUGAGAGACUCGCAAUCAGUACGCGCCGCGAGUUUACCGUGGGUGGUUGUGUCUCGUGGUGACUUUCAGAGGUGUUCACGCGUCGCGUUAACUCUCGACGUGCCACUUUUCGUCAUUUCUGCGUCCUUGUGAUCAAUCGAUUCUCCCGAAAAUAAUCGAAGAUUAUUGAAAAGUAAUUUCACAAAAAGAUAAGAACAUUCGUUCGGUGGCGAGAAGGAUAAGAGGAUGGCUAAGAGAAAAACGGUAGUGAUCGGUUCGUUGGAUUGUUAAAAUUCGAGGAAUUCGAAGCAGGUCCUCGGGGAAAGUAAUUACGUUAAGAGUCACCAAGUGUCCCGAGUAGAAGACGGGUAUUCGAGCAGCCCCAUCCCCUGUUCGUUCUUAAGGGAAGCACGUAAAGGACACGGCUUCUAGCUAGCUGACGUCAUCAAAAACAAACAAGCAGAUCGAAGAUCCUCGGGAAAGGAGAUAUUAUAUCCCUGGGCUGAAAGACGGAAGACAAAGAGUCGCAGACGAGACCCGUGCCACGGACAGAAAAGGGAAGAGAGCCAUUCUAAGGAUAGAAAAGAAACCGAAUGAAGACGAAAGGGAAUACAACGGUUUCAGAGUAAAGAAUCGGAUUUCUAAUUAGUCUAAUUAAUUGUAAUUUAUCAUCGAAUUCGGUUCUCCAACAACCUUGCUGCUUUUUCCUGGCUGACUCUUUAAGAUUGUCAAUUGCCUGGAACUCCCUUGAAGAGUUCUUCCAGGAUGAUAAGACGCAGCAGGACGACGAUGAACGUCUGUGGAUCUCUGCUCGACUGAUCGCCACGGAAUCGCCCAUAGUCCCAUAGAAGAACGAACGAGAGAAGGCUUUUUCUAAGCGAGAUUAAAAAAACGAUGUCCGACAGGAGCAAGUGAGGAUCCCCUUUUUUGCGUGUUCCUUUUUUUUUCUGUGCUCGACACUCGACAGAGGAGAAGAUGUGCCUGCGACACUUGCUGCUCUGCCUUCUAGGCGUCAUCCUCAUCGUGAACGAAUCUGAGGCCAGCUGGGAUGAAUGGUGGACCUACGACGGUAUUUCUGGUCCUUCGUUUUGGGGUCUGAUAAACCCACAGUGGUCUCUGUGCAGCAAAGGAAGGAGACAGAGUCCUAUCAACAUCGAGCCUGACAAGCUUCUUUUUGACCGCCACUUGAGACCAGUGGUGGUCGAUAAACACAAGGUUUCUGGACAUUUACACAACACUGGUCAGUUCCUGGUAUUCAGAGCCGAUCGAGAAGCAAAAGUUCGGGUCAACAUAACGGGUGGUCCACUCGCUUAUCAUUAUCAGUUCGAAGAAAUUUACAUUCACUAUGGAAUGGACAACGAUCAUGGGUCCGAGCAUCGUAUCAAUAAUUAUGCAUUUCCUGCUGAGAUACAAGUGUACGGCUUCAAUGCUGAAUUGUAUCACAAUAUGAGCGAGGCGCAGCACAAGAGUCAAGGCCUGGUCGCGAUCUCGUUGAUGGUUCAGCUUGGUGAAACACUGAACCCGGAGCUGCAAAUCAUAACAAGCGUGUUCAACAAAGUUAUUUAUCGUGGCGAUGCUGCACCAGUUCGUCAUCUGUCUCUGAAAAGUCUGCUUCCGGACACGAACGCUUACAUGACUUAUGAGGGUAGCACGACUCAUCCGGGUUGUUGGGAAACGGCCGUAUGGUUGAUCCUCAACAAACCCAUCUACGUAACAGCACGAGAGCUUUACGCACUAAGGAGACUAAUGCAAGGUCCGGCGAGCACACCGAAAGCACCCCUGGGAAACAAUUCGAGGCCGCUGCAGGAUCUUCAUUACAGGACUAUACGGACAAACAUCGAUUUUCACAAGCCAACACGUGGCAAGACGAUGGGUCCGUUUCGCACAACGUUGUCGUCUGAAUUGGCCCGCUGCUAUGUGGAACAGAGACGUUUUCAGCUUCCAACGCGACAGGCUCACGCGAUCAUCUUCAAAGAGAUGAUAGCACAGGAAAAGAAAAGCAGACGUGAUAGGCUUUAACACGAGAGCAGCCACGAUUAGUCGCCCAGUGAUAGAUUUUCGAUUUUUCAAUGAUCCUUCAAACAUUUUUUCAAAAAUUUUUCAUUUCUGCUGCGCUGCAGAGUUGCUAAUUUUAAUAAUUUUUCAUUCAAAAAUUUCUGUCAAUUACUAAUUCCUAACUUUCUAACAUUGUUAAAAUUAUUAAAAUUACUAAUUUUUAUAGCGCAAAUGACAGCUACACUGGCAGCCAUAGUCAAAAUAUUAAUCGUAAGUGUGACAUUGCAAAUGAUGGAAUAAGUAACAAAAUUAUUGAAAAUUCCAAGCAGAUUGAAUUGCUGGAAAAUUUCGAAGAAAAAACGAUAUCGAAUGUUGGAAUAACACAGGAUUUCUGGGUUUCUCGAACGGGGAUGAUAAGUGUGUUCGAAGGCGAGAGAAAUUUGUGUUUGUCACUGGAACACGUUCAGGAAAUCGUUCCUGUCGUCCUUUUCCUCGGGUGGCCAGGAUCGAGGCAAAUGUACCGGCGAAUGGAAAUAUUUUGAGGCACGUUUGUCUCGAUGAGCAACCUGUACAAGCUCGAUUGAGCGUGUCUCCUGUAAGUUACGACUAGUUUAAUCGACACUGACACGUUCGUUCUGAGAUUCAUUCAGUUUGAAAUUCUUUUGUUUCCGUCUGCCAGUAAAUCAUUCACUGGAGAAUAGUUUCGUCUCUUCUUUAGCUGUAAUAUUUUUUAUACGACCCUUUCAUCACGGAUAAAGAUUAAUCGUUAUCGAGAAAACUAUACGUACUUACACUAUCGGCCAUAAAUAAAAAUUUGCAAUUAUUAUUCUACGAUUAAAAUUGCAGUAUACUUUCUUAUAGAUGAACUUAUUGAUUAUGAUUAACACUUUCAGUUCCACGUCAGUCGCGUUUGAGUAACAUAGGUAUACAAAUUUCCACUGGAAUCUGUCAUCCAUUUUUGAAUCUGUCAACCUUUUUACUUACUCAUUAAUAAAAUUAAUAAAAUUGUUUACAAAAAAUCGUAGGUACACGAGGUACAGUGUAGGGAUGGAAAGAAUAUUAGCGGGACGGCACAGGGGCAAAUGGAGCACUUCGCACGCUCCGCCCUAUCCCCACAUUUGAUCCUCACGUUUAAAGUUCAUCGCAACGCUGACUUCGUACCAUCUCGCUUUGUCGCGAAGUCUCAUUCUCCUUCUUUGUCAGGUGACGCGAUCAGUGUGUGACCGCAUCGGCCAAUAACACGCGACGAUCUAAAAUGCGUGUGCGUGAGGCGUGACAUACCGACUCUGACCAAUCGUACCCGCAUUCCUUUUCCUAAUAUUCUUUUCAUCUCUCGACAGUAUGUACAUACUGUGAGGAGCUGACGAGUUUGCCGAGUUGGGCGGUCUGCGUAAUGAUGGUUGCUGACCCACUCCUGCUUUUAAGUGACCUUCUGUCACACGUAUUUUCGGUAUUGGCAGAUAGGAUCACAGUUACUAAUUCGAUGUAAGAUAAGGAAAGUGAAAACGAGGUAUCGAAAGUGAGUGAGAUGCAACUGCACUGAGCGAGCGGUUCAAGGCAUUGGCGUAGACAUGAAUUUUUUUACUUACCUUAAACAUCAUCAGAUGUGUACAGUGAGUUGCAAUGAACUUGUCGCAGUGAAGUUGGCUCCAAAUUCACUAACGCAUUCACGCCGCAGCGUCGGUGAACCGA